This is a messenger RNA of Hymenoscyphus albidus, 751 nucleotides long. The record is from the annotation of a GenBank genome assembly. Lineage: Eukaryota; Fungi; Ascomycota; Leotiomycetes; Helotiales; Helotiaceae.
AUGCUUUGUCGCUUCUGCAUCACUGUCUGGGCUCUCUUUAUUGCCUAUGUGUUCUUCUUUGGUAUGUGCUUGACAUUAACAUACAUAAAUCUACAAUUGCUAAUCUAUUAUAGUGGGCGUUAUCACGUCUUGUUCUUUCGAUGACGAUGGACCAUCCUCAUCCAAUGCUACCAUCGUCAACUCAACCAUGGCUUUCUUCCCUCGGUCUGUCAACGACCCCACUAUGACUAUCAUCGCCACUGUUUCUGAAGUGGAAAGAACCUUCUGCAGUAAGUUCAGUCUAUUUUUUACCUUCUUUCAUAGAGAUUUAUACACAAUUGCCCUUUCUAUAGUACCAAAAUCUAACAUUCCUCUUGUAGCCAACUCCAUGAUCCCUUUUCAUUGCGUUACAACGUCUGUCUCAGUUACAUCCACGAUUACCUCCUACACUGCUUCCACCACCACAAUCUCGCCAAAACCAAGCACCAUCAAGUCCGCGGGCGCAUAUAGCGCAAACAAUUCUUACAGCGGUACUGCCUAUGUGGUGGUGGCUUCUUUGGGUGCUGCGAUUCUCGGGAUGCUGUUUGGGGGUAAGGUCUGCCUUUUUGUUUUUUUGAUUUUUUCGGAGGUUUAGAAGGGAUUUUUCGCUUGCUAAAAAUGAAUUUGUACUAUAGGCUUUGGUCUCUGGCUUGCUAGGAAGCAUUUCUGUACUGGGAUAACUAAAUACAUAGGAAAAUACUAUGUUUCGCAACCAUACAUUGAUUUCUACUAG